AUACUUCAAUUGUUCUCCUAUUCCUCCUAGUCCAUAUUUUUUAAGAAUAUCUGGAUCUCAAAUUUCAAAAAAAGACAAAAAAAUUCUCACAACUACCAAAUCUACUAAUGAAUUAAUGUCAGAAAUGGCUAAUAAAGAUUUUGAUUUACAAGAAAAAUUAAAAAAAUUGGAGCUAGAAAAGGAACUUAAGAAAACAAAUUUCUUGGAAGCAGAAAUCUCUUUAAAAGAAUAUGAAGAUAAUAAAUUUAAUCAGUAUCAAAAUAAACUUAAAGAUGACAAGAGAAUGCAAUCAUUAUUACUUGAUGAAGUUCGUACUGACCAAAUAGUUACUUCAAUCCAAAAAGGUACUGAAAAAACUAAAGAAAAGCUUCUUUAUGAUUUAAUAGAAGUUGAAGAAUCUACAAAAAAACUUAUUCAUGACACCUUGGAUUUAAAAGAAACAUUAAAAUUAAAAAUAAAUUACAUCUCAAACUUAGAAAAUACUAUUCUUCCUGAAAAAAAUGAACUAAACCUCAUAAAAGAAAAGAAUUCUGAAUUUACAUUAAAACUUAAACAAAUAUUGGCCAAAAAUGAUAUGCAACGAUUUAUACUUUUCAAUAAAAUGUCAGAAGAAUAUUCUUCGGAAAUGGAAAAACUAACCAACAUCCUUAACUCAAGUUAUUGCUAUCGUGGGGUUUUGAAAGAACAUUUAAAAUCUAUGUAUAAUCAACUUAAAUAUUUAACAGUUGUGGAGUUAAAGAAACAUGAUUUACAAACUAAUAAACAUAUGAAUGAUAUAUGUCAAGAACGAAUGAUACUUGCACAACUACUUGUUGACUUAAUAGAAAAUAAGAAACAAAAUCAUAGAUUAUUAAUUCAAAAUUUAGAAGCUCAAAAUAUUGGAAAUGAAUCUGCAACAAAAUGGCUAACACAAUUUUCUAAUUUGGUUGAUCAUUUACCUUCGGAUUUAAAAUAUUCUGAUAAAUUUGUAAGCCCUAUGCUAUUACACAGGGUAUCAACAGCAGGUGGAAGUCAUUUAUUAUUUUUUAUUUUAAACAAUGAUUUAAAAUUACCAAUAACAAAGCAUUAUCUUAAUGAGAUGGGUAUAAAAAAUUCAAAAGAUCAGGAGUUAUUAAUAGAUGUAUUUAAAAAAUUACCAGAACCAUCAGCACCACAUGAAUCUCAGAUUUAUCCAUCAGCACCAAUAAUUGAUGAAUUGGAAUGUAUUAUUUGUAUGGAAACACCGUAUAAUGUUGUGUUUAUACCUUGUGGACAUUUAUGUAGCUGCUGGGACUGUUCAUUAAAAAUACAAUUAUGCCCCAUGUGCAGGUCCAACAUAAACAAUAAAAUUCUAAUUAAUAAUUAAUUGUGAUAUAUUAAUAAAGUAAUUUGUAUAAUUUUUUAAAUAGACAAAUAUAAUUUAUAUUUUAUAUUAUAUUUAUAAAUAUUAUUUCAUUUAUUUAUUAUAUUGUAAUGCAAUAAUAUGUAUUAACUCAUAACUUCACAAAUAAUAAAAAAAUUCACUUAUAAAAAUAACUAAAUUUUAUUAAAAGAUGUUAUGUU
Messenger RNA from Daktulosphaira vitifoliae (grape phylloxera), 1542 nucleotides. Its product is annotated as E3 ubiquitin-protein ligase LRSAM1-like. The transcript has 11 exons. Bases 116 to 1345 code for a protein of 409 amino acids. The record is from RefSeq and is a predicted model, not a curated record. Lineage: Eukaryota; Metazoa; Arthropoda; Insecta; Hemiptera; Phylloxeridae.